UUCCUCCUCCCUCUCUCCUCCUUUAUCUUGUUCAGCAAAUUCUUCGUCCUGUCGUCAUGCGGACUACUUUCCCGACUGGUUCGCCGUACGAGUCCAUGCUCGAAAACCCAUUUCCGGCUGUCGACGGCACCUCGACGCCGUGGGAAUGCCAAGAUCACGACCACGGGUUCUUGCCGGUUGUGUUCCAGUUUCCGGAACCAGCCGCCCCAAAACCGGUGAUUUCGAGUUCCAGUUUCGUAGACCGGGUGGAACCCGAAGCCAUGGAUCCUGACGCGUGUGAACCGGACCGGAAGUUUGAGGUGAUAGACGAAAGAAAACGACGGCGGAUGGAGUCGAACCGGGAGUCAGCGAGGCGGUCCCGGGCUCGAAAACAGAAGCACUUAGAAAACUUAAGAAACUUGGUGAACAAGCUGAUAGUUGAAAACCGGGAGCUAUCGAAGCAGUUGCGGUUCACGGUUAGUCAGUUGAACCGUGUGCGGACGGAAAACGACCAUCUCCAGACCGAACACACAAUUCUGCGGCAGAAACUUUUGUAUAGCCGACAAGUAUUAAUCUUCCGGCAAUUCCAUCGACAAUUGGCUUAUGCUUCCCCCUACAGCUCCUUUGAACAGCCGCCAAAUAUGUCCCAAUCGCAAUACAUCCUUAAUAACAACAACAACAACAACAACCUCGUUAAUUGCUAAAACAACCAGACCCUUGUAAACUAAGAAAAAAGCUGCUAGA
Cucurbita maxima (winter squash) is the source of this 723-nucleotide messenger RNA. RefSeq names its product basic leucine zipper 8-like. Lineage: Eukaryota; Viridiplantae; Streptophyta; Magnoliopsida; Cucurbitales; Cucurbitaceae. Gene Ontology annotation, molecular function: transcription cis-regulatory region binding; DNA-binding transcription factor activity. The record is from RefSeq and is a predicted model, not a curated record. The coding region runs from base 57 to 683 and encodes 208 amino acids. Gene Ontology annotation, biological process: positive regulation of DNA-templated transcription. The transcript is spliced from 2 exons. Gene Ontology annotation, cellular component: nucleus.